AUGGUUAAAAUUCUCUUCAUCUUAACGAAUCAAGGCCAGUUGGGCGCCUCUGGCCACGCCACGGGGUGGUAUCUUCCCGAGGUCGCGCAUCCCUACAACAUCCUGGUCGAAAAAGGUCAUGAAAUUGUCAUCGCAUCGCCAAAAGGUGGCCCCACUCCACUCGAUCCCGACAGCAAGGUGGCUUUCGCAAAUGACCCGGAAUGCAUAAAAUUCCUUGCUAAUUCUAAAGCGAUGUCGGACAUGGAAAAUUCACUGCUUGUGGCGAACAUGAAAUCGACCGAUUUUGCGGCAGUUUUCUUCCCAGGCGGACACGGUCCCAUGUUUGACUUGGCCGACUGCGCCGCCGCACAGCAAAUCGUGCGAGAAAUUUACGAACGUGAAACCGGCAUAGUUUCCGGAGUUUGUCAUGGAUCCAUCGGUCUCGCAAAUGUGAAGUUGUCCAACGGCGAAUUUCUUGUCAAGGGACGUCGACUCACCGGGUUCUCGAACGCGGAAGAGACCGCCGUCGAUGUGGCGAAAUGGAUGCCACUCUCGCUCGAGGAUACGGUUAACGCGAACGGAGGGAAUUUCAUAACGGCGGAAAAUUGGGCGGAAAAUGUCAUCGUGGAUGGAAGAAUUAUCACGGGACAGAACCCCAGCUCCUCCGCGUUGGUUGGGAAAACGCUGAACGAAGCGUUGAGCAAGCUUUAA
This is a messenger RNA of Folsomia candida, 690 nucleotides long. Its product is annotated as glyoxalase 3. The transcript is spliced from 2 exons. The record is from RefSeq and is a predicted model, not a curated record. NCBI's taxonomy places the organism in Eukaryota, Metazoa, Arthropoda, Collembola, Entomobryomorpha, Isotomidae. Bases 1 to 690 code for a protein of 229 amino acids.